This is a messenger RNA of Setaria italica (foxtail millet), 1595 nucleotides long. Its product is annotated as kinetochore protein Spc25. The transcript is spliced from 8 exons. Gene Ontology annotation, biological process: chromosome segregation. Gene Ontology annotation, cellular component: Ndc80 complex. NCBI's taxonomy places the organism in Eukaryota, Viridiplantae, Streptophyta, Magnoliopsida, Poales, Poaceae. The record is from RefSeq and is a predicted model, not a curated record. The coding region runs from base 112 to 1068 and encodes 318 amino acids.
AAACCAAGAAUUCCCUCUCUCUUCGCUCGCCGCCGCAAAGGCGCAAAUCCGGAGGCACCGACCGGCCGCUGUCGUCGUCGGAGUGCGGGGCCCGGUUGAGUCGAGCAGCGGAUGGCGUCGUCGGCCGAGCAGCAGCUGGCAGCCUCCCGCGAGCGGGUGGCCCCCAUCGCCGCCGGGCCUGGAGGAGGCGAGGCGGGAGCGCUGGAUCCGCGGUGGAAGAAGAUGGCGGCGGCGCUGCGGGGGCGGAUGGCGGCGAACCGCGAGUGGAAGGCGGAGUCCGCUGCCGUAUCGUCGGCCCUCUCGCUCGCCCUCAAGACCUUCCCGCGCCAAGGCACCCGAGAGCAGCUAAAAGGACUCAAGGAUCAGUUGCGCGACCUCCAAUCUCAGCUCAGCGAAACUCUCUCCAUUAAAUCGUGCAAGGAAUCAAAGGGCAAACUCACCACCGAGUCGAUUUCAGAUGCCACUGCUAUGGUCGAGGGGCUCGGUAACUUGGUUGCAGAUCUGAGGGACAAGAGGGAUAAACGCACCGCAGUCAUAUCUGAGCAACUUCAAGCACUUGAACCACUUGAAGCAAAGAGUAAUGAAGAUGCGGCACUGUGGGAGAAGAUAGAAGAAGCUGUUCUAUGGUAUGGGAAGUUUCUUGGCUUCCAGAUUGUUGGACGAGAUGAAGGUGUGAAGUUUGUUUUCAACAAGAUUGACCCGCAAAGUCCAGAGAAGGAAUACUCAUUUUGCAUAAAUUUUGACAAAGAUAGAUAUAACUCAGUGCUUGAAUGUGAUCCGCACAUCAAGGAUGUUGAGGAACUGGUGAAGGAUUUGAAUUUGAGUGAUCAUGUAGUCAAGUUUCUAAGGAUCAUCAGAGAGAAAUUCCAGUCUUCUGCCAUGAAUGGGACUCUUCCUACAUCUCCCAUGGUGACUUCAGUUGACGGCAGAAGUGAGGAUGUUCCCAAUCAAAGCCAUUCCCGAAGCAAGAACAAGAGGCAGUCUCUUCCCGCUAAGAGAGAAGCCACAGCCCUAUCAGCAGCAUCUCCUGGCAGUUUGCGCCGUUCCCUACGUUCCAGGGCAAAUUGACUGUCUAUCUCUAGACCGGCUAGUGAAUAUCCAGAGGGAGUGUGGUGAGCUGGCAAACGAAGCAGAUUCUGACCUGGACAAGCUGAUGAAUCCUCCUCAUCUUCUGCCUGUGAUUUGGUACAAGCCUAGAAGGAACCGAGUGAUUAGCUGAUACCUGAUAUAGUGUGGUGAUUCUGCCGUAGUGGAUGAGUGGCUUGGUUGGCUGGGCAGAGUGGCUAACUCGGCCUGUAAAUGUUUUCUUAUACUCUGCUCUAGUGGAUGAGUUCAUGAGUUGUGUUCUGGUUAAUGCUGUUUGUAUAUGGUAAAUGUCAUUGAGAUUUACACAACCAUGAGUAGAAAGCUACUCCUUGGUUUUCUGAAUUUGCAUGUGGGCGUUUCCUUGAUUGUUUGAUGAUACUAUAAUAGUGUAUCCCCAAGUACAACAGAGGGGCCUACUACUCAUGCAUGCCUAAUUGCCCUAGUAUGUGUUUGGGUGAGUAUACACUUUGGCCACUCUAUGUAUAAGUGUGUUGCUCUAAUCUACUAUA